AUGUCAAUCGCUUAUGGAUUCGACCCGGAUAUCUCACCGAUUUACGAAGACGACAAUGGCACGUAUCACUCUGCCCAUUUUAGCUCGGCAGACACGCCUAGAAAGUCCGGCCGAGUAACGAAUCAAACUAUGGGAGCAUCUCGAAUCGAUUCGAAUUUAUCGAGUUUUCACGAUUUUCACCAAGAAUGCGCCCCAAUCUCGGAGAGUACUGUAGAAGAAUCGGAUUUUCGGGAAAGACAAGAAGAGGAUUCAGAUGAGAAUGUUCCAGAUUCAAGGGAUGGAGUCUUAGAAGCUCCCGACUUCAACGAUGAUGAUGACGACGAGAAUGUUCCAGAGUCUGUGGGAUUUCUAGCUGACACGUGGAUUGUGCUUUCUGCCGGAUGUUGUCUCCCAAUUAGGCAUCAUUUGUCGAAGAAAUUAAAGGAAAUGGGCGCUGAAGUCCAACAAAACGUUGACUACCGUACCACCCAUGUAGUCGUGGAUCGUUAUGGAGACGAAUCGAUCGUUGGAAAGGCGAUGGCACGUCGUCCUCAUCCUCCAGCGAUGGUAGAUAUUAAAUGGAUUCAAGAGUGUCUGGAUCACCGGAAAAAAUGUCAAGAAUCGGACUAUUCCAUGCAAGGACUACGGUAUUUGAAGCAGACGUGCCGGCGGUUGUCCAGUUUCCGAGAACCGUCUCCUAUGGGACAAGAAGCAUCGUUUUUUGAGGAUUUUGAUGAUGAGGAGGCGCCAAAUGAUCCGAAAAAGCUUCUAGAAGAGAUUCGGAAGUUGUCAGAUAGACUGGAUGCGCUGUUGGAUUAUGAGCCUGUCAUUCGAUUUGAAUACCACUCCCCCGACUGUCCCACACGCCAACAUGAAAAACGACGCUCAGCAAUUCCACCACCUCGAAACCCGUUGAAUCUACCUCCAGAAGACGUCCGACGUCUUCUGACUACUAUAUCAACCUUAACGACCAUCAGAAGACGUCGCUCGUUUUCAGGAUAUAUUUUGGAACAUCGUGAACCAGAAAAUCUGGCUGUGGAGGUUCAAAAAAUGACGAAGGAUGUCAGAGAAAUUUGGGAGAAACCCAAAGGAAAAUCACCGAAAAAAUCGAAAAAGGCCCCACAAAAAACGGUGAAUGAUAUGAGAAAAACCAUGGCAGCAGAUCUGACAACAAUUCGAAAUACACUUGGAAGAAAUGCAGAUUUGAAUAGAGCGAGAACGCCAGCUAAGAAGACACAAAAAGCAGUAAAGAAGCCGUUAAGCAGACAAAAAAUGGAGCCAGUUAGAGCUGAUGACUCGGAUAUUGAGUCAGCUUUAGCGUCAUUGAGCAUUUCUGGAGCAAGAAAUGGAGCUAGGAGAGCUCUGCAAAAGAGUUCAGUACUGAUUGUGGAAGAUUCUAGAAGACCACUGGUUCCCACGGCGUCUAACGUCAUCAAUCGGCUUCAGAAGAGGAGUGAAGAGGAGGACGAUGAUUUUAUUUCCGAUGUUUCCGCGUAUAUUCAGAUGAGAAAUCAGAAGAAAAUAAUUAGGGAUAAUGAGGAAGAAGAGAAGAAUGAAGUGGUUUUCACUGGGUUUAGCAAAGACUCUCCAAUCGAAACGAGACUCAAGAGCAUCAUACGACGGUUCCGACUGAACGUCGCCACUGAAAUCGACGAUAGGCGAACGCUUUGUGUCGUUUCGCGACACGGAAAACGUACUUUGGUUGUGCUGAAAGCGAUUUGCUGCAAUGUGCCGAUAAUUCGGCCACAAUGGCUCGAAGAGUCGUUCGAAGACUCGCAAUUGCUCUCAAUCGAUGAUUAUGUGUACGAAGAAUGGCUGCUGAUUCAAAACAAUAGAAUUUUUGAGAAUUUCCACUUGAAAAUGUGGAUUUCGUCGGAAUGCACUCCAGAAGCCAAGGAGUUGGCAUGGAUGGUGGAAAAAUGUGGAGGAAAGGUCACUCGACACCUUCACAAGGCCGACUUGGCGAUAGCUCCAGAAGCAUGGGAGAUGCCGGAAAUCCACGUGGGGCAUAUCGAAGUGGUGACGCCCCUCUUCCUCAUCGACUCGAUUUCGAUGGCUGCGUUGCAGAGUUUUCGGGAUUAUAUGGAGAGAUGA
This is a messenger RNA of Caenorhabditis briggsae, 2073 nucleotides long. The transcript has 7 exons. The record is from RefSeq and is a predicted model, not a curated record. NCBI's taxonomy places the organism in Eukaryota, Metazoa, Nematoda, Chromadorea, Rhabditida, Rhabditidae. Gene Ontology annotation, molecular function: RNA polymerase II CTD heptapeptide repeat phosphatase activity. Bases 1 to 2073 code for a protein of 690 amino acids.